Molecule: messenger RNA, 636 nt
Organism: Pteronotus mesoamericanus
Lineage: Eukaryota; Metazoa; Chordata; Mammalia; Chiroptera; Mormoopidae
Gene: DNLZ
Product: DNL-type zinc finger
Exons: 3
Coding region: 55-564 (169 amino acids)
Biological process (GO): protein import into mitochondrial matrix; protein stabilization; protein folding
Cellular component (GO): mitochondrion
Molecular function (GO): protein-folding chaperone binding; zinc ion binding
Source: RefSeq, a predicted model, not a curated record
CAAGAUGGCGGCGGCGCGGCCUCAGCUCUGCCGGACGACAGCGGGGCGGGAGGGAUGUUGCGAGCGGCACUGUGCCGGGUGUCGACGCUGGUGAGCCGCGUGCGGCCCCGGGGGCCGGGUCUGAGGCAGCUGUGGGGGUGCGGAGCCCGCCGGGAAGCCGUGGGGAAAAUACGGGCCCGGGUCUGCGGCUGGCGGCGCUCGAGCUCCAAGCCUGGGCCCAGGACGGCGCACUAUCAGCUCGUCUACACCUGCAAGGUCUGUGGGACUCGCUCCUCCAAGCAAAUCUCCAGGCUGGCUUAUCACCAGGGUGUGGUCAUUGUAACCUGCCCCGGCUGCCAGAAUCACCACAUCAUUGCAGACAACCUGGGCUGGUUCUCUGACUUGGAUGGGAAGAGGAACAUCGAGGAAAUCCUGGCGGCCAGAGGGGAGAAGGUGCACCGCCUGGCUGGUGGUGGGGCCCUGGAGCUGCUUUUAGAGGCUGCGGAGGCCCCCGAAUCUCCUGCUGCUACGGAAGGGGAUGAGGACCAGGACCCCCCCAGCCCUGGCAAGACAGAGCGUGGCUGACCCUGCCCCACCCUCGAGGAGGGGCCGCGUCGCUCACACUUGCCUGUUUCUCUCAAUAAACAGACACCACGU